UGAAGGCGACUUAUCAAAACAGACUAGUAGAAAAUCUGCAGAUAUUAUUAUCAAUUUGCUACGAUAAUAGAAAUAAUAAGCCUAUAAAUAGCAUUACUGCUGAUACGCGCUACAUUUGUUACUAUGGCGUUCAGAGACAAGGUCGUUCUAGUGACCGGUGGAAGCUCAGGCAUUGGCAAGGCCAUAGCCAUACAUUUCUCUAAAUAAAAAGCUAAAGUAGUCAUCAUAGGUCGUACCAAAGCGACCAUAGAUGCAGCAAAGGACGUUUGUACGGCCAACAGUGGGAAUGAAGCUAUGGGGAUACAAGCGGACGUCAGCAAGGAUGCUGAUGUUGAAAUGAUUGUCAAUAAAGUCACUGCAACAUGCGGACGGCUGGAUGUGCUAGUGAACAAUGCCGGGGUGUUUAUUUCUGAUGAUAUAUUUACGGCUACUAUGGAUAAUUUCAACGCGCAUAUAAAUACGAAUCUGAGAGGGACUUUUAACCUGACGAGGUUGUUCGUGCCACUUCUUAUCAAGUCACGGGGUAAUGUCAUCAACAUAUCCGGAGUGGAGGCGGUCAAGUACUGGGAAGGGCUGUUGACUGACAGCCUGUCAAAGGUGGCGAUACAGCAUUUGACGAAGUAUGUCGCUUACGAACUGGGUCCGAAGAAAGUUCGCUCUAACUCUGUAGCUCUGGGCUAUGUCACGGGCACGAAGAUUAUAGAAAGAGCGAAUAUAGAUCCCGAGGAGUUCGGUCGAGGGUUUCUCCCGAGCGUACCACUUGGAGAGUUCAUUAAACCAGAAGACGUGGCCAAAACUGUGGCCUUCAUAGCCAGCGACGAUGCCCGACAUAUCACUGGACAGAACAUAGUUAUGGACGGAGGGUUCAGUUGCUAUUAGUGCGAAGAACAUCUAACAUUAUUCAAUACGCAAGACAGAGAGAAGAUAAGUUUGUUGACAACCAUAGAAAACAGAAGAGGAAAGAUGCUUGGACACCUGCUACGACACAACGAAUUUAUGAAAAACAUCUUGAAGAGAUUGAAAGGGGAGUUGAAGCAAAUAGAAAGAGGGGGAGACUAAGGAGAGCGUACGGAUAUUCUGGCUAGGUUGAAAGUGUUGAAACAAUGUGAAUAAAUAACUAAAUAAACGUCACAUUUUUACAUACUCGUAAGUUCUACGUUUGUGAUGGUUUUGCCAUUGUUUCUUGGCAUUGUUGAAUUAAGGGGCUGAAUAAUUUCAUUAAAAACGCGCUAAAAUAUCUGAGUUUGACCGUAAACAUGUCACUUAUGUUUGCUCCCUUCGUUUGCGAGGGAUGAUGAAGAUGCAUUAGUAAAAACUAUCGAUUGUUCGUCCUUGGGCCUCAAACUAUCUCCGUUACAAUCUGAAUCGGUUCAACCGUUUAAGCGUGAAUAAGGAAUAGAUAGACAGAUACAUACAUUAGCUAUCGCAUUUAUAUACUUAUUAUUAAUUAAAAAGGAUGACUGUACAAAAUGUUUGGUAGCAGCUGUACUUUUUACAACAUUGAAUUUUUAAUGUUUGUUGAAGAAAAGAAAUUUGUGUUAUGGUUUGGAUUUAUGGUAGGGCAAUAUGUGGUUUGGGAAAAGUAUGGCGGUAAUUAAAAUAUAAUUUUUACACAACUGUUUUAA
Molecule: messenger RNA, 1625 nt
Organism: Cydia fagiglandana
Lineage: Eukaryota; Metazoa; Arthropoda; Insecta; Lepidoptera; Tortricidae
Product: 3-oxoacyl-[acyl-carrier-protein] reductase FabG-like
Exons: 3
Coding region: 295-879 (194 amino acids)
Source: RefSeq, a predicted model, not a curated record